Haemonchus placei is the source of this 1155-nucleotide messenger RNA. Lineage: Eukaryota; Metazoa; Nematoda; Chromadorea; Rhabditida; Trichostrongylidae. The record is from the annotation of a GenBank genome assembly.
UUUCUAGUCAUUAUUUUUGGUGAAAUGCUGUUUGAUACUCGUGUUGCUGUAUUCAGCUGGAAAGGAGCCACUGUUGAACUGAUCGGUCCCACUAACAGCGCUUAUGUCGCUGAACAGACUCCCAUGGUAAUUUAUCUGAAUACACACGCAGCACUUGAACAAUUGAGGCAACAUUCGGAGGAGCAAGGAGCUGUUGAGGGAACGGAAAAUCCGAAAGGCCCACGAAUAAUGCUUGUUGGACCGACUGAUGUGGGUAAAACAACGGUGUGCAGGAUUCUGUGUAAUUAUGCUGUGAGACAGGGCCGGUCCCCUGUUUUUAUCGAUCUCGACGUCGGCCAGGGUAGUAUUUCUGUACCCGGAACAAUCGGAGCCCUUUUCAUCAACAAAACGGCGGAUGUCGUUGAAGGAUUCGACCGUUCGAAGCCAUUGGUCUACAAUUUUGGUCAUAUAUCCCCCGGAGAAAAUCUGCCACUUUACGAUAUACUGGUAAAGGAACUGGCCGAUUCUGUUACCGCACGUUGUGCAACCCAUCCGGAAGCAAAUCUAGGAGGUCUCGUAAUUAACACCUGUGGUUGGGUCACUGGAGAAGGCUAUGCUUGCAUAGUAUCAGCUGCUGAAGCCUUCGAGGUUGACGUCGUCGUUGUUCUCGAUCACGAACGUCUUUACAAUGAGCUACAACGAGACUUGCCCACUUUUGUCAAGAUUCUUCAUCAACCAAAGUCUGGUGGGGUUGAAACACGCUCUCGUCAAUCACGAUUGGCAGCCCGUAGUGCUUCAAUACACAGGUACUUCUAUGGUGUACAUUCUAACCCAUACUUCCCGUUCACGUACGAAAUGAAUUUUGCUGACGUUAUUUUCUGCAAAAUUGGUACAGAGAAACUACCAGAAUCGUGUCUUCCCUUCGGCUCCAAGGUCGAAGACCAUCAAACGAAGGUUCGUUUAAUUCCAAGCACAGAUAUGGCUCACAGGAUGUUCGCAGUCACACCGUGCCCCACUGUAUCUCAAGCGGUGCUGAAAGCAAGCGUUCUGGGAUUUGUUGUAAUAACCGAGAAACGUCUUAGUGUGUUGUGCCCUCAAAGUUCGUUGACGCAUAAGGUGUUGGUUUGGACAGAUGUCACGUUUUUGGAUGAUCAACUAACUAGAGUUGCUGAAUAA